Molecule: messenger RNA, 411 nt
Organism: Aspergillus puulaauensis
Lineage: Eukaryota; Fungi; Ascomycota; Eurotiomycetes; Eurotiales; Aspergillaceae
Product: GFA family protein
Exons: 3
Coding region: 1-411 (136 amino acids)
Molecular function (GO): carbon-sulfur lyase activity
Source: RefSeq, a predicted model, not a curated record
AUGCCUUUGACUGGUCACUGUCUGUGUGGUGCUGUCACCUACUCCGCCGAGGUUGACAAGCCCCUCAUCACGGCCUACGACCACUGCGAUGACUGCCAGCGCCAGAGCGGUUCAACCUACUCCCUUGUUACUGUCGUCCCCAAGGAUUCCUUGACCAUCAAGGGACCUACCAAGAGCUACGCAAAGAACGGCUCCUCCGGCCAGCCCGUCCACCGCAUCUUCUGCUCUGAGUGCGGUUCUCCCAUUGCCCACGACCCCGAGGCUGCUCCCCCAAUUAUUGCUCUCAAGGCUGGUACCUUGGACACCGAAAUCAAGAAGAAUCUGAAACCUGACACGGAGAUCUGGACCGUCAGCAAGCUCCCCUUCUGCGCGGAGCACCUGGCCAAUCCUUUCGAGCACAUGCCCCAGUAA